AUAGAUUAAGAUUAUUUUUUUCAGUUAAGAUAACGACUCUUUAUCAGUACAUAUUGCGUUGGCUGUCCUCAUUUUUUGUCUUAUGUUACAGCAUGCUGUUCCAUUGUGAACAACCCAACAUAUUCUGAUUAACAAUUGAUGCAGACUUGCCUGCAAAUUAAACUGGUAGUAAUGACGAGACAAAGUGCCUUUUGGUUAUCAAUUAGCUUUCUGUUGGUUCUACGUGACCAUCCUUCAGUUGUCAGUUCCCAAUAUCAGACGGGGAGACAAAGAGACGGACGAGCAGAGACAGAACUUUCCCAUCUCGACAACGAUUUCGAAAAUGGAAUUCUGGACCCGUGGAUUGAAGAGUCGCUGACAAACGGUGUUCAAUGGAAAAUUGAAAACCGAAUUUCACCCUGGGAUUUGAAUAACAAAGCGCCCCCGCAACAGAAUAAUGGGAAAAGUUAUCUCAGAGUCGAUCGUGGAACCAAUUUCAAGUUUGGCGUGGCUGUUUUGCGAAGUCCGGCCUUUUCACUUCCGUCUAGUGAAAGUGACCUUUCUUUUUCUUUCUGGAUUCGUUCGAAAUGGCCACAAUACACAAAUCUCGAGUUGUACUUGGCAGAAAACGGAAACGAAAGGCUGAUGUUAAGCUUGUACAAUUAUUCGGUUGUAACCAAUCAAGCAUGGGAGACGCAAUCCAUUUCACUCACCGGCAGUUCAUCUUCUAAUACUUUUUCAUUGGUGUUUUACGCUUAUUGCGGAACCGACCCGGAAGAUGCUGUUGCUAUAGACGAUAUCCGAUUUACCUCAAACCAGUUCACAGAGAUGCAAACGACUCCGUCGGUUGCAACGACUAUGGACACGCAAUCGACUGCUACUAUACCCGAAUCCACAGCAAUGACCACCACGAUCCUUAAGACAUCAACGAUACCUUCACAACCAACCACAACGACCACUACAUCUACCAGCACCGUAACUAUCGUGACUACCGUUACCACCGAAGUCCCAACGACAACAAUAUCUGCAUCCUUCACGUGUCCAGACACUUCUGAAAAGAAAUAUCCAGAUCCGGAAAACCCUUGCAACGGGAAAUAUUAUCAGUGUUCCGAGGGCAUAGCAACACUCACGGAUUGCCAAGCAAAUCUUAUCUUUAAUAGCAAUGCGCAACUGUGUAUUCCCUGCAGCCUGGUACUCGCAUGUGCCGCGGAAUGCGACGAAUAAAUUGGAGACCAGUGUUUGGAGUGGUAGUGACCUGGAUUGACGAGGCUGAAAGAAAAGGUGGCUGAUGGUUAAUACUAAAUAAACCCUUGCACAAAAAAUUGGAUAUCGAAGUCGGUAUGUACGCCAUAACUCAUAACUAUAAUUCACGGAUCAGGUAAAGACAAUAAACAAUUGUAAAAAUUCCUAAACCUUUUGAAACUGUAAGUGCCGACUUAGGACGUCAUUCAUUAUCUUUAUAUUGUUAUCACGACAUCAUCCAACGUAAUUGUCACGCCCGGUGGAGCUUAAGCUCAGUCUCAGUUGCGAUAACGAUUCAUUGCAUCGUGCCGUCUACACUGCGUGAUUCAUUUAUCUAUUUUCAUAACACCGUCCAGCAAGUUCUGGAUUCGGCCAAAGUUACAAAAUUGUGAAUCGCAACAGAGUGAUGAUGAGGCACAGUAGUUCACUUUUAAUUUCAAUUGGCAUCCUCUUGGGCCUUUUUGGCCGGUCAUCAGUUAUUGGCAAUUCUCAGGCGUGCGCCGUUAAAGGCGAAGGAAAGGGAUUCGCUUAUCUUUCAUCCGGUCUAGACAAUAAUUUUGAAAGCGGAGAACUGCAGCCGUGGAUUGAAGAAUCAACGACGAGUGUCAAAUGGAAAAUCGAGGAUUAUUUUUCACCCUGGGAGACGAGUAAUGCAUCACCUCAACCGCUCAACGGUCAAACUUAUCUACGCGUUCAUCGUGGACCUUCUCUAUCAUUUGGAAUAGCCGUUUUGCGGAGUCCAACCUUUACACUAUUGCCAAACGAGAAUUCCGUUUUCUCUUUUUCAUUCUGGAUUCGUUCGAAAUGGCCCCAAUUCACCAAUCUCGAGUUAUACUUGGCAGAAAACGGAAACGAAAAACUGCUUUCAAGUCUUUACAAUUAUUCGGACAUCACCAAUCUAGAGUGGCGGACACAUUCGGUGACAUUGAUUGGUGAUUCAUCGUCUACAUUAUCGUUGGCAUUUUACGCGUAUUGCGGGACAAAUGUCGAAGACGCUGUUGCUAUCGAUGAUAUCGCACUCACCUUGUCGCAACAGUCGACAACAAUUUCAUUUAGUGUGACAGACUUCACAACAGAAGAGAUAACAACUACCGUGAUCCCAAACACAGACACACCCACCACAACACCUCCCGAAAUUACUUUCACCAGCAGUACGUCAACUACCACGACUCCUACCACGACUCCUACCACGACUCCUACCACGACUCCUACCACGACUCCUACCACGACUCCUACCACGACUCCUACAACGACUCCUAUCACGAAUCCUAUCACGACUCCUACCACGACUCCUACCACGACUCUUACCACGACUCCUAUCACGACUCCUACCUCGACUCCUACCUCGACUCCUACCUCGACUCCUACCUCGACUCCUACCUCGACUCCUACCUCGACUCCUACCUCGACUCCUACCUCGACUCCUACCACGGCUCCUACAACGACUCUAUUUACCACAAUUUCAUCUACAGAAAGCCCAACAUCACCAACAACAAUGACGUAUGAUACAACGACGAUAGCUAAUUUUUUCACUUGCCCAGAUAAUAUCGACUUUAAAUAUCCGGACCCGAAUAAUCCGUGCAGCAGGAAAUAUUAUCACUGUGAAAACUGUGUGGCGACGGAGCAAGAAUGUCCUCAAAAGCAGAUAUUCUAUAAUCAGACGCAAUCGUGCCGCCCCUGCGUGCAGGUACCCUCAUGUGAUGACGAAUGCAGAAAUUGAUUUCGAACCUGCUUGCUGUCGUUUAUUUAAGUAACAGUGAAAAUUCGUAUCACUCAUUUUAAUUGCCUGUUGUUGAAUGCCUCCCUAAUUACCGUUUGACUUCGAUAUUAUUUAACCAAUGCAUGUAAUUAUAGCUUUUCUGUCUUUUUCCAUUGAAAUAAUCGUUAUAACCGGGACAAUUGACAAAAUUUGUUAAGAGUUGUUAAUGCCAAAAAAACACGAUCGAAAGGGAAAGUAGUCUAUUCUGUUGUCAAGACAAUAAUACGUUUGUUGUGACAUCUCGUUAAAACCACAAAGGACUUUAUGUACUAUCUGACUCUUGGUACCUAUUGAAAUUGAUAUUUGGACAUCCUAUUGUGUUGAAUCGUUUCCGAUUAAUAAAAAAACUUCAUUAUUCUUUUAAAACACUUUAUGCAUAGAGCUCAUUGUUUAUACCUAUUCUAGGCAUUGAAUUCGGGGAAGUAAAAGCCUAAAAGGGAAAACAACUGGCGUUGAGAAUGACCAUCGAAGUGUGAAAACCGUUUGCAAAGCGGACUAUAUUUAAACACAUCCGCACAGUUCAGACAUCCAUCAGUCUCUUGCUUGACACCACUGCAGAUUUAGUUUCAAACAAAAUGAAUACUUCAAUGGUUUUCCUAUUUUUCGUCUUAUGCCUGGUUGGAGUAGCAAUGGCUGGAGUCACCCGCUACGGUUUCGCUAACGCCGGCUUCCAGCCUGGUGGAGGCAUUGCAAGUUCUGGUCACGGUGGCUACGGACGCGGCUACAAUACAUUCGGAACGAACGUCUAUUACGGAGGUGGAGUUGGAGGAGCCUUUGGAGGCUCUAGCCACUAUGGGCGCUAGAAAUAAUGUUUUCUUCCAACCGACCAAGAAUGAGACGAGAAUUAAGUUAAGACCAUUUGUUUCGUGAACACGACGUCAAGGAAAAUUUCAGAAUAAUUUAAGUGUUUCCAAAGAAUUUAUUACCCAUGACAAUACACGGAAAAAUCCCAUA
Daphnia pulex (common water flea) is the source of this 3934-nucleotide messenger RNA. Its product is annotated as G8 domain-containing protein DDB_G0286311-like. Gene Ontology annotation, molecular function: chitin binding. Lineage: Eukaryota; Metazoa; Arthropoda; Branchiopoda; Diplostraca; Daphniidae. The record is from RefSeq and is a predicted model, not a curated record. The transcript has 12 exons. Gene Ontology annotation, cellular component: membrane; extracellular region. Bases 1628 to 2941 code for a protein of 437 amino acids.